CCAAACAAUUUGUAUAUAAAGGAGCUCAAAUUUGCAGUCAACGAGGCGAGUUAGUUCCAAACUUGACUUAAAAGCAAAGAAAACCCUCUUCCAAAAUAUUGCACCAUGGCUUCUUCAUUACCUUCAUCUUUCGCCAUAAUUUCACCAUCUUCCAACCAUUAUUCUCGUCAACCCGUUCAUGUUAGAGCUCAAAGCUUUAGACAUGGAGGUGGGUCAAGUAAUCGGGUGGAUCCGAAUUUGAGUGUUCUAAGGGAGAGAAUAGAGCAGGUGAAGAUGAAGGAGAAGCUGGAGAGAUGUUGCAGAUCAUAUGAUAAGUGGGGGUGGAACUAUGGAGCUGGGUAUAAUUAUAAAGUUAAAAGAGAUGGGCAAUUAUCACAAUUGUUUGAACUUUUGAGUUUGGUAGGGGCAACCCUUGGCUUUACCUGCCUUACUGGCAUUCUUUUCCUUUGCUUUUUUUCUUUUUUUAUUCAUUUAAAUCAAUGGUUUUGAUUCUAAUUCCAUGUAUAUAUGUAUACCAAGGAACAGAAAGUUUAUGUAUAUGUAUAUGUACAUGUUCAUGGGAGAAUGGAGAUGCUCCUUACCAAGAAAUAAAUUGCUUGUUCUUAGUAUUAA
This is a messenger RNA of Gossypium arboreum, 612 nucleotides long. RefSeq lists its product as uncharacterized. The record is from RefSeq and is a predicted model, not a curated record. The transcript has 2 exons. Lineage: Eukaryota; Viridiplantae; Streptophyta; Magnoliopsida; Malvales; Malvaceae. The coding region runs from base 106 to 489 and encodes 127 amino acids.